GACCACGACGAGAAUUGUGGGAGCUUCUUGGGGAUUUGAACGUAUUCGCAUACCUACCAAUUCGAUAAAUCAGUCCUAUCGCCAUUAUGAGUAGUUUUGGAAGCAAUUUUCGAGUGACCACCUUUGGCGAGUCGCAUUGCAAGGCCGUGGGGGUAAUUGUAGACGGCGUUCCACCAGGAAUGCCAUUAACGGAAGAUGACGUACAACCACAACUGAGUAGAAGAAGGCCUGGUCAAAGCAAUUUGACGACUCCACGCGACGAAAAAGACCGGGUGUCAAUUCUCUCGGGUACUGAGAAGGGGUUCACCCUUGGUACACCCAUUGCCAUGACGGUGCCAAAUCAAGAUCAGCGGCCCCAUGAUUACGGGGAAAUGGACUAUUAUCCUCGUCCUUCACACGCCGACUUUACCUACCUUGCAAAAUACGGAAUAAAAGCAAGUAGUGGUGGAGGACGUUCAAGUGCACGAGAAACCAUUGGUCGUGUCGCUGCCGCCGGUGUCGCAGAAAAGUUCCUCAAGCUCACCCACAAUGUAGAGAUUGUGGCUUUUGUGGCUUCUAUUGGCCAUGUAACUAUGGAACCAAUGUCAGGGUAUGGGAAACCCGAGGAGGAAGCCGAAUGGUUGGCGCGUUGGGAAAAAUGGUGGGGAACGUUGAAGACGAUCUCACGGGAGCAGGUGGACGCCAACGAAGUGCGAUGUCCAGAUGCAGAGAUUUCGCAGCGGAUGCGAGAGCGCAUCAUUGCAGCCAAGGAAGCAAAUGAUUCUAUUGGUGGAUCCAUUGUUUGCGUUAUCCGAAAUGUGCCUGCUGGUCUUGGAGAGCCCUGCUUUGAUAAGUUGGAAGCAAAACUUGCACACGCCAUGAUGUCGAUUCCAGCUACAAAAGGAUUCGAGAUUGGCAGUGGCUUUGCCGGGACGGAUAUUCCCGGCCAUGUACAUAACGACCCAUUUGUUCUACGUGGUGGGAAGCUAGGCACAAAAACAAACUUUUCUGGGGGUGUGCAGGGAGGUAUAUCGAACGGUGAAAAUAUUUACUUUAAAAUCGCCUUUAAACCUCCAGCAACGAUUGGCCAAGCCCAGGCGACUGCGACGUACGAUGGCGUGAGCGGCACGUUAGCCGCAAAGGGACGACACGACCCUUGUGUUCUACCACGCGCUGUUCCUAUCGUGGAAGCCAUGUCAGCACUGGUCAUUAUGGAUGCGCUUUUGCAGCAGUUGGGGCGGCAGGGCGCCAGUACACUCCUUCCCGCGGAUCUUGAGAUCCCUCCAGUGCUCAAAGGUGAACUUGGAAAGAGCAAGGUUGUAGGUCAAGUCAAAGAGGCAGAUGGCACCCACACUGUGCAACUACCCAAAGCGUAAAGUUAGAUAGUAGAACAAGGACACACACAUGCACGAUGUAGUUUUCUAAGAAAUAUGGCAACCACAUGUAACAUUAUAAGCAAGUUGCAAACAUUUUCCCCCCC
This is a messenger RNA of Spizellomyces punctatus DAOM BR117, 1459 nucleotides long. Its product is annotated as chorismate synthase. Gene Ontology annotation, cellular component: cytosol. NCBI's taxonomy places the organism in Eukaryota, Fungi, Chytridiomycota, Chytridiomycetes, Spizellomycetales, Spizellomycetaceae. The transcript has 7 exons. Bases 87 to 1355 code for a protein of 422 amino acids. Gene Ontology annotation, molecular function: chorismate synthase activity; FMN binding. The record is from RefSeq and is a predicted model, not a curated record. Gene Ontology annotation, biological process: aromatic amino acid biosynthetic process; chorismate biosynthetic process.